AUGUCUCAUUCUCCUUCUUCAUCGUCUUUAUCGCCUCGAUCUGCAGGCGAUGUUCAAAUUAAUCCACUUUUGGCACGUCGUGAACGGUCCUUAUCGCAGUGUGAGCGUGCUCUUCAAUAUCCAUCGCACGAAGGUAUUAUUCAAGAUUUUUGUCGUGAAAAAGGUCAUGGUCAUAUUAAACCUCGAGAUAAUUCAGAAAGUAUUUUCGUUCAUGUUUCCGAUAUUGAAGAUGAUUAUGUACCAAAAGCCGGUGAUGUUGUAUCGUAUAAGAAAAUAUUGAUGCCACCUAAAAAUGAAAAAUAUCAAGCAAUUCAUGUUCGUUUUCUACAGUUAUCAGAUGGUGUUAAACAUGAAUCUUGGGAAGAAGCUGUUCAAGAAGAUGUUAAUCAUCGUCGUCCAAGUGUACAAGAUGGAUCAGUAACAUCGUCUUACAAUGAUCAAACAGCUCCAAACGGUGAUCAUAUUCAUCGUGUAAAUGCUCCACAUAAUUAA
Molecule: messenger RNA, 492 nt
Organism: Didymodactylos carnosus
Lineage: Eukaryota; Metazoa; Rotifera; Eurotatoria; Philodinida; Philodinidae
Source: the annotation of a GenBank genome assembly